AUGGCAAAAGGAUUUAAUGGGAGCUUGAAAAUCAGAGAACUUGAAAAUCUCUUUGUACCCAUUUUGCAAAAUUGCAAGAACAUGGCAGAAUUGAAGAAAAACCAUGCUCUUGUUAUCAAAUAUGCACUUUCACAAAGCAACUUUUUGGUGACAAAAAUGAUAGAUGUGUGUGAUAGAAAUGAGGAUAUGGAUUAUGCAAGUUUUCUUUUUAAGGAAGUGAUAGACCCGAAUGCUUACUUGUACAAUGCAAUGAUAAGGGCAUGCACGCACAACUCUAUGUACAGCCUAACAAUCGACUUUUACAAGCAAAUGCUAAGGGAAUAUCGAAAUUCCCAAACUAGUGAAGACCUAAUUUUGCCUGAUGAAUUCACUUUCCCGUUUGUGGUAAAGGCAUGUGCAAGACUUGGGUUGCAUAACCUAGGCAAGCAAGUCCAUGCCCAAUUCUUUAAAUUUGGGAAGAAGUCCCAUCUUAUAACAGAGAAUGCACUGAUUGAUAUGUAUACAAAGUGUGACAAUUUGUUAGAUGCACAUAACUUGUUUGAUGAAAUGCAUGAAAGAGGUGCAAUUUCUUGGAAUGGUAUUAUCUCUGGGCAUGUAAGAUUGGGUCAAAUGAGAAGGGCAAGAGCUUUGUUUGAUGAAAUGCCUAAUAGGACUAUAGUAAGUUGGACGGCUAUAAUUUCUGGGUAUACGCGUAUUGGUUCUUAUAUUGAUGCUUUGGAUGUGUUUCGAGAAAUGCAAAUUGCUGGUAUUGAGCCUGACGAGGCAAGUAUUAUUUCUGUCUUGCCGGCCUGUGCUAAGCUGGGAGCUCUUGAAACUGGAAAAUGGAUACAUAUGUUCUGUGCUAGGAAUGGUUUGUUGAGGAGAACUUGCAUUUGCAACGCUCUUAUUGAAAUGUACACAAAAUGUGGUUGCAUUGAUCAAGCUUGCCAGUUGUUUGAUCAAAUGCGCGGAAGGGAUGUAAUUUCUUGGAGUACUAUGAUCGGAGGGUUAGCGAAUCAUGGAAAAGUUCGCGAGGCAAUUGCAAUAUUUGAAAGAAUGAAGCAAACAAAUAUCAAACCCAAUGGUAUUACUUUUGUUGGUCUUUUAUCAGCUUGUGCUCAUGCUGGUUUUUGGGAGGAGGGGUUGAUGUAUUUUGAUACAAUGAAAAAGGAUUUUCAUAUAGAGCCAGAAAUUGAGCAUUAUGGUAGUUUGGUUGAUCUUCUUGGACGUGCAGGACGACUCAGUCAGGCCCUUGACAUUGUAGAGAAGAUGCCUAUGAAGCCGGAUUCAAAGAUAUGGGGUUCUUUACUAAGUUCUUGCAGGACCCACUGCAACAUUGAAGUUGCUGUUAUUGCAAUGGAGCACCUUGAAGAGCUCGAACCGGAUGAUACAGGUAACUAUGUUUUGCUUUCCAAUAUAUAUGCAGAUCUUGGCAAGUGGGACGACGUGUCAAGGAUGCGGAAACUUGUAAGGAGUAAGAGAAUGAAGAAAACGCCAGGAUGUAGUUUGAUUGAGGUUAACAAUGUUGCUCAAGAAUUCGUAUCAGGGGAUGAUUCAAAGCCAUAUUCAAAAGAAAUAUUCUGGUUGCUAGAGCUGCUGGCCUUCCAUCAGGACAUGGAUAAACAUAUACUUGAAAUAAUACCAGAGAAUGAGUGAGAAUGAGCCUGUUAAAGCUUGGACAUUUUGCAGACAAA
Molecule: messenger RNA, 1673 nt
Organism: Ricinus communis (castor bean)
Lineage: Eukaryota; Viridiplantae; Streptophyta; Magnoliopsida; Malpighiales; Euphorbiaceae
Product: pentatricopeptide repeat-containing protein At2g20540
Exons: 1
Coding region: 1-1635 (544 amino acids)
Biological process (GO): RNA modification
Molecular function (GO): RNA binding; protein binding
Source: RefSeq, a predicted model, not a curated record